Bacidia gigantensis is the source of this 2967-nucleotide messenger RNA. RefSeq lists its product as uncharacterized. The record is from RefSeq and is a predicted model, not a curated record. Lineage: Eukaryota; Fungi; Ascomycota; Lecanoromycetes; Lecanorales; Ramalinaceae. Gene Ontology annotation, molecular function: protein binding. The transcript has 2 exons. Bases 1 to 2967 code for a protein of 988 amino acids.
AUGUCGUCCGGCGUAGAGUCAGAUGAGUUUCCCCCCUCGUCACAUGCCCAUGCCCACAGCUCCCUUACCGACGAGCAAGCAUCGACACAUGCCCGCACCCAGGACCGAUUACCUCACUUGCAGUUUCCUACUUGGACUUUCCCCUCCUCGCGCUCUCCAAGCUUAGCUGAUCCGCCCCGCUCCGCCACCGCGACUAUCUUCUCACCACAACCCCGAAAUCAGUCCUCAAAUUCAGAUCCAGAGCUGGUAGUGCCGAGUCAUGCGCAUGACCGUUCUCAUUCUACCUCGCACGCCGGACUUUUCAAUAACCCUAAUCGAUCCAUCUUUUCCUCUGGCCCACCAACAUCUUCAAUAUCAUCCAACACUGCCCAGGCGUCCAUGAGCUCCCCCCCUCCUCCUCAGCCUCCCCAUCCGCUAUCAGCUUUGAACAAUGCAUCCGGCAUACCAAGCAAGCGGUCGGUCCAUUAUCAGAACAGUAUACCGCCUUCACAUCGGAAAAGUCGCAUAUCUAGGGCUGAGAAAGACAUUGAUGACCCUUCCGUCACACACGAACGAGCCCCUUCUGCCGAUGGUAGAGGGAUCAGUACGCCGACGGCACUAACUCGACUUUUUUCCGGACCGGAGGCGCCUCCAAUUGUUUCUAGAAAUGCAUCUUACAUUCGGACGCACAGUGGGACAGCGUACACACGAGCAUCAUCGAAUACUGCACCACUACCCAAUCAUCUAUACAACCAAGGGCUUCUCGGCGGAAAGCACUCUGACAUUACCGUACACGCGUUUGGCACUUCCUACGCACUACAUCGCCUUUUGCUCGACCGAGCACCGUUCUUCGCUUCUGCUUUAUCAGAGCCAUGGUUUGAAGCAUCGUCGAAGGAGAUGACCCUCCAUCCAGAAGAAAUUGACUCGAACAUUACGCAACAAGCGUUUGAGCUGGCCCUCAAACGAAUAUACGGAAGCCAUGCUACUUCCGAGGAAGAUAAAGAAGCCAUCGGGCUUUUUGCUACAGGCUGCUGGCUAGAGAUGCCGGAUCUCAUUGACGCGAGCGUGGCCUCCAUAUUGCGCCAGAUGUCGACCGCUAAAUUAGGCUCACUGAUCAAAUUAGUCACAGGUAAUUACUACGGCAAGCAUGGUGACCGGAUCCUGGGAUCUGCCAAGGCCAUGCUCUGCCGUGAGGGCUGGGAGAUGCCUCUGAGAUAUUGGGACGAUGUAUCCGGGGAGAUUGCGCGGGAAAUUAUUGGUGGUGACGGAUUCUUCAUUCCCGGAGAAUGGGAACGAUUUGUUAUCGCAAAGAAAGUGCUCGACCGCAAACUUAAAAUCCAGGCAAUGGACGCAGGUCUUUUUGAGCCGAAUGGUAGACCGCAAAGAGUACCUCCAGACGCGAUGGCCUUCCAUGCUAUUCGAUUCGACUCCGUGUAUCGCAAGACGUCAUUUAGUGGACGCGUCCCUGAGGCGUAUGAUCAAUGGUUGACGCUCUACACAACUCCAGAUAUUGCCCCAUUACUUAUUCUAUUGGAUGAAGGCAUCCAUUAUGUCCAUCUUAGUUUUGAACAGCUGCAGAAAAUCCGAGAGCAGCGCGAUAUACUAGGCCUGCCGCUCAUGUCUGACAAAGUGAUCAAUGACGCUCUUUGGAUGCAAAUGGAGCUUCGACAAAAAGUGGUCAAUGCUCCAGAGCUAGAUCUCGAGAUUGGUCUGAGCCGUGCGGCGGAGGAGUCUGUUGAUGAAGUGAUGGCCGAUGAAUCCAAUACCAGGAAUGGAUCACACAACAAGGGCAAGCAGCGUGACACGAGUAACGAUGGAGAUGACGACGACGACGUCGACAUGGAAUCAGGCAGUUGGGACGGCAAUGGUAAACCUCGCAAAUUUUGGAUACCCAACAUAGAUUCGACGUCUAUCAUGGGAGGGAGUCUGGAUACUGCGCUUUACGCAACACCAAGCACAAACAGGCCUUACGUAUCUCGGCUAUCUGCAUCUAUCGAUCCAGUUGACGUACAAUGGGCAUCUGAUUUCACAGCUUCUGCGAAUGAGCGACCUACUGUCGCUGACAGGAGCGAGCAAAACCCACAAAUUACUUACACCCACUAUCCACCGUUCAGAUUUGCUGCUGAGUUUCCGAACCCUCGAAAUCUCAAAGAGAAGAAACGCGUCUAUUCUCGCACCGUCUGGUACGCUGGCUCACUCUGGAAUGUCUACAUUCAAAAGGUUGAGACAACCAAGAACACGCAAUUGGGUGUAUAUCUCCAUCGUGCCAAGGAAAAGGAGGCCCAUGAAGACCACCAUCGCGGAAGUGUAGACGAGCGCAUCGGACAGGUUGAGAUGUUGAUGCGGCGGAAUCGCCAUCGCCGCAAUUCAGAGGAAGAUAUUAGCAACUCGAGCGCAGACCCUGAUGCUACGCUCGUUCCUCCAGAACAAACUUCACGGUCGACGACUCUAAGCAAUCUUCUCCGUGGGCAUCCGUCGGGAACUAGCAGCGAGCCCUCGUCUCUCACCAAAUCUUCACAAACGCCGACUACGCCAGGGACACACACCUUCUCCCAGCAUCCGUUGCAAGGCACGAAUUCGGACAGCGACCUUGACGAUCCCGCCUUCCAUAACCGAGAGUCUGUAAAGACUCAGAACUCGGUACCGACCAUCCCUGCUUAUGUUGAUGGAAGACCGACCAUCAAGACUUAUUUCAAGAUUUACAGCCCCAGCAAAGGUGGAAGAAUGCUGAGCGUCUACGAGAGCGCCCCUGACCUAUUCAACUUUAGCCAGAGCUGGGGAUGGAAGAGUAGCACUAUGGUCCUGGACGAUGGGCUAUGUGGCUUCGACGGAGUGGGAGAAGGCGCUCCUGCUGCAACUGGUAGCAGGAGUAAGGAAGGGCGUUUGAGAUUCAUGGUCGUGAUUGAAUUAGCUGUCGAAACUGUAAUCAGUACGCCAUCGCUUUUUCUCACUACUUGCAUCAGGCUCCUCACAAGCAUCAUGACUUAA